This is a messenger RNA of Brassica oleracea var. oleracea, 788 nucleotides long. RefSeq lists its product as uncharacterized. The record is from RefSeq and is a predicted model, not a curated record. Bases 350 to 784 code for a protein of 144 amino acids. NCBI's taxonomy places the organism in Eukaryota, Viridiplantae, Streptophyta, Magnoliopsida, Brassicales, Brassicaceae. The transcript has 2 exons.
ACAAGUUUGUAUUUUCACUUUCGCUAGGACGUUUUCUCUGGUUAGGGUCGGUGGAUUCUUCAGACAGAAGAGGGGCCACAUGAACACCAUAAUCUGACCUUCUCUACUCUUUUUCUUCUCACCCAUACAUUUGCAUGUUCUCUCUUUCUCCUCUAUCAUCGACGACUCUUAGUUUAUCUCUUUCUCUCUAUCAAUAUCUUCAUUUAUUACACGAUCUCUCUGUCUUAUGCAUUUAUAACAAUCACGAUAUCUUCAAACCGUCAUAUCUCUUUCUAGCUCUAUAUAUAUUGGUCGGCAAUCGUCGAUUGGUUAUAGCCAUCUCUUUUUUAGCUUACUACUCGUCGUGAAUAUGUUGAGGACUAGUUGCUUCUGUUUCUUUGUUAUUGGUUUUGUAAUCCUUUCUCGGACUUAUUUAUGUGAGUCUCGCCGUCUUGGACCCAUGGAGAAGAAGCUCCAUGUGAAUCGCGAUAACUUAAUUGCGAAGAACAACGAAGAGAUUAAAAAGCUAGAAGCCCCGUCGACAAAAGACACGAAAACCUUAUCAGGCGAAGCACCGAUCGAACAUGCCGUAGGUGAUCAUGGUGAGUUCAAUGAGAAGAAUACGAAGGACGAUUGCAGAGUAAACCGAGCUUCACUAGUCAAAACAAGUGUGUCGUCAAAAAGAGUCUCAAGAACUUGGAAAGUUCCCAAAUAUUCAAAGAAGCUGCCUAGGCCGGAUCAGGAACAUCCCGGAUUCAAUCUUGAUUAUAUGCAGCCCACUACGCACCCACCUCAUCAUAAUUAACCUU